Messenger RNA from Trichoderma reesei QM6a, 4097 nucleotides. RefSeq lists its product as uncharacterized. Gene Ontology annotation, cellular component: U2 snRNP; nucleus. The coding region runs from base 1 to 3978 and encodes 1325 amino acids. The record is from RefSeq and is a predicted model, not a curated record. The transcript has 5 exons. Gene Ontology annotation, molecular function: protein binding; U2 snRNA binding. Gene Ontology annotation, biological process: mRNA splicing, via spliceosome. Lineage: Eukaryota; Fungi; Ascomycota; Sordariomycetes; Hypocreales; Hypocreaceae.
AUGGCGUUCCAGACAAGAGUUUUGAGAGAUGGCGAGUGGGUUACUGAGACCGUCAACCUCCAAGCUGCCUUGAAAGCCUCUGCCGCUCCACAACUGGCCUCUGAGCCUGUGCAACAACCUCCAGCCUGCGGCAUUCUUACACAUACCAUUGUCGAGAGUCCGGUGGUUCGAUGGGUGCUGCCAGUCCGGCUGCGCUCAAGCACGCACAACGAUAUUGCCUUUAUCGGUGAACAUUUCCUCCAGAUCAGUCAACUUGGAAGAGACGGCCAGGUUCAUGACGUACUGCGCAAGUCCGACUUUGGGUUCAGAAUUCGAAAUGCCGCUGUUCUCGGCGACAGCUUGGAGCAUGGCCUGGACGAUGACCCGUUGGGCGUCGCCGUCAAAUCUGAACCGACCUCCUCUCCAUUGUCUCCCGGUGCGCAUGGCAUCUUUGACGGGCUUCGAAGCCGCUCGCUUCCGCCGCAGCUGCUCGUCCUGAUGCUCGAGUCCUGUCAGCUGCUCUUCAUAUUCGUGAGAGAACGACCGGACCAGACGCUCGAGUUCGUCAUUACCACGUAUGAGAACCCCAGGCUGCUACCUUACCUGGGCUAUCAGCUUUCCGUGGACCCGUCUUCCCGGUAUAUGGCUGCAGGAUCGCCGGAGGGCCUCUUUGUGGUCUACGAGUUAGAAGCAUUGUCGGAUCUCAACAAGCAGUAUGCAGAGCACGGGUCUAUCGAGCCCAUCAAGUCCAUUCGUAUCCGAACUGUCAGCGGGGCCCUCCAUCAGCUCGAGUUCUUGCAUCCUCGCGCCGAGGAUGACUAUCAUAUCAUCCUACUCCUAGUCGUCGCUCGGCGGGAACGGAGUCGCGGGCCCCCCUCUUCUCGAAUGGCAACCUAUGAAUGGGAGCUGGGUGACGAUCUGCAAAUCGCUUUCGCCGAAGAAAGAACUGGAACUCGGCUCCCCAAAGAGCAUAGGCUACCCCUUCUGCUCAUUCCCAUCAAGUUUAAAUCGGCCUUCUUUGCCGUCUCACACUCCCAUAUAGGAGUUGUAAAGUAUGCGCUUUCGGGCGCCCCUGAAUUCGAAUCCUUGCCGACCCAACCUCCUCCGCGGACGCCGCAACAUCACGGCGUUGACGAGCCGCUCUGGGUCGCCUGGGCAAGGCCAUUUCGGAGGAAGAAAUACUUUGAAAAAACCGACAUCAUCUACCUGGCCCGUGAGGAUGGUGCAAUCAUUCACAUUGAGAUAGAUGCGGCUGAACUUUUGCCGUCCGUAACCAAUGUCGGAUGCCUGGGAGCCAACAUUGAUACGGCGUUUACUACGGCAUACGAUAUCUUUUCCGACGUACUCAUCAUCGGUGGAGAGUCCGGUCCAGGCGGCAUCUGGAAGCUCGCCCCUCGUCAGGAUAUACAGCGUGUUAGCAGUCUUCCCAAUUGGUCUCCCGUUAUUGACAUGACGACGACGAACGAAUACUCCAGCUGGCACCCAAGCGAAGCAGACCUUCAGCUGGCGCAGCCGAGAUCAAUGACGCAGCGACGCAACGCGAUGCGCAGACAAGACGGCGUUUUCAGCGCAUCUGGUCGCGGCCUGACCGGUAGCGUAGUGCAAUGGAGAUGGGGAAUCCAGGCUCGAAUCGGCUUGGAUAUCGAAACAGGUGAGCCCAUACGGCAGGCAUGGACAUUUACCACGCAUCAGGCCAAUGAGAGGGUGCUCUACGGCCUUCUGGCACUACCUCAUUCAUCAGUCGUCCUUCGGUUCUCGGAAAGCCUUGAUCAGGUCGAUGCCGUGCCUCCUGAAGACACCCCCUUCGACUUGGCCUCCAGGACUCUACACGCUAUUCAAGUGUCGGACAGCGUAGUUCAAGUGACUGAAAGGUCCAUCAAUGUGGCUACUCCUACAGCAAGCUCUCGAUGUCUCAUUGGCGAAACUCUCGGUAUACCUGACGCCGCUGCGGAGAGUGCCUUCAGCAUUGGGCACACUGUCGUCUUCUCUACACACAUUGCACCGGUGUCCCGGCUGCAUGUCAUGACUGCUGAAGGCAUCGAGUUUUCCUUGGUGGGAAGCUGGGACGCGCAGGGUGAAGUGACCUGCGUUUCGAUAUUCUCAGUCUCAAACAAGAGCUUCAUUGCCGCCGGUUCCAUGUACAACGGAGUCCCGUGGAUAUCCAUCUACUCAACAACUGGUCAGGAGAUUGUGUCUGGGCCCAUCUCAACUAGUCAAGAAGGGGGUAGUGCUGAGCUUGAGGCACUGACUAGCAUCUCUGUGGCCCAUCAGAGCGCGGAUCAAGUUGACCUCGUGCUGGGCACUCGAUGCGGCAGCCUGAUCACAGCCCGAAUAUCCGAUCAGACUCCGGACAAUCUGACGUGGAACUCGGAAGUCAUUGGUGUAGCGCGAGUCGACAUUUUCCCAACUUCAGUACCUUACACUGGGUCGUCGACGGCUUUUGCUUGCUGCGACAAUAGGCUGAUUUUGCUCAGCAACUUCUCAACAGAGGACUGCAAGUUUCACAGCAAACAUUACGUAUGGCCGACGGAUUUGAGCGAUCCGCAGAUGCCCUGUCCCCCAAUCCAUUCCAUCCACAGGAUUUCACAGAAUCUGUCAGGGCAAGAUGGGCACACAUCCCUUCUCAUCCUCGCUGGAUCAAGGUUACUCUUGGCUGACUUUGGUCCGCAUAUUGGAAAUGUGCCUAGGUCUAUCCCGGUCGGGGGCACCCCGUCGAGGAUCAUUUUCUCGCAGACGCUCAACUGCCUUGUCGUCGCGAUAACCAUUGACGACAGGCCCACUCUGCGGUUCAUCGACCCCGAUUCUGGCUCGACAAUCUCGGUUGCUACCGACAAGGAUCGACGAGAAGUCGAGUUCAUCUCUGGCCUGGGCCGUUACGAAGACAGGGUAUUUGGGCUACAUGAGUGGCUAUAUAAGAAAGACGGGAAAGUGUUCCCCUUUAUACUCGUGACCACGCAACGUGGAGAGCUCAUUAUCGUGUCUACGGAAAAACUACAUGCUCGCUCGGCCAAUGGCGAGAGCAGAGUGCUCAGAUAUUGGACACGAUAUAAGAAGCGCCUGCCCGGCGAAGUCUAUUCAAUCACGGCAGAUGCAGAAGGCCUGAUAUACUGUGUCCACAAGACGCUUCACUGGGAAGUCCUUGAUCUGGCGGAGAGAAAGCUGAAGCCUGUGAAGCAGUUUCUGCUCGACUCCCCCGCGAUAUCUCUGCGCGUGUCCAAGGGCAAGAUCUUUGCAUUGACUGCCUUGCACUCUCUUGAAGUGAUUGAUUACCAGUCUACGGAAGACGGCAGCAUGGAGCUCGUCCACGGCGACCAGAUCUCUCGAAGAGGAGUUCACAUGAUAGACAUUGGUGAUCCCACUGAAGGCCAUGGCCAAUGGCCAUUGACUCUCGUCUCAGACCAGGUGGGUGUCAUAGCUGGCCUGUGGGCUCCCCUGGGCCAGCGGGACAGGGAGUUCGAGGUGGUUUUCGAAGCCAUGUUGCCGUCUUCGGUGAGGAGGUUUGUGAGAGCACGCAGCAGGCCCCCGUGGCUCGUGGACAAUACGCAGCGACGCUAUGGGACGUUGCCGAGCAGCCAUGAUGGAUCGGAGAUUCUUGGCGUCUCCCUGGAUGGCUCGCUGCACCAGGUUUCGCUGCUCGGCAUUGAGCUGUGGCGGUUACUGCUCAUGAUCCAGACACUGGCGCAAACAAAAGCAGGCAUUACUUCGCUCGACACACUGCAAGUCGAUUCCAGGGUGGACAUUCUGGAUCUGGAACUGCAGCCCACACCAAAGAUAACGCACAUUGACGGCGACCUGCUGAAGAGAUGCUUGAAGUUGCGCAUCUUGGAAAGGCUUCUGGGGUCCGAUGAUGUCUUCUUUGUGUACUGUUACCACCUGGACGCGAUAGGGGGAGGGACUUACACCGUCGGCUUCAAACACGAAGGGGAGGUGAGGCGGAGAGAAAGAUACUUUGAGCUGGGAUACGAGAUUAUCAAGUUUCUCGUUGCACCGGCACUGUGAAUGAGGCAUCUACGUUGUCAUGGCAUGAUUGCAUAUAGCAAGGGAUGGAUACGGCAGCUUUGGGGUCACAGGGGUACUUGGCUUGGUCCUUUGGUAAGCAUACGGAGGAGGACAUAUAG